AAAAAUAAAAAUAGAUGAACACCUUUAACGCGAUAAUUGUUAAAGCAAUUUUUAAAUUUUAAUAAACCGAUCUCUUGGCCUCCGUUUUUUUAUUUCAGUUCAAUUGUUAAUCACAGUAUCGUACAUCUCCUUAAACAUCAUGCCUAACAUCAAAUUACAAAGCAGUGAUGGUGAAACCUUCGUUGUUGAUGUAGAAAUUGCCAAAGCAUCAGUUACAAUAAAGACUAUGCUUGAAGAUUUGGGUAUGGAGGAUGAAGAUGAUGAUGUUGUUCCUCUGCACAACGUUAAUUCUACCAUCUUGAAGAAAGUAAUUCAAUGGGCUACCUACCAUAAAGAUGACCCUCCACCACCAGAAGAAGACGAUAAUCGGGAAAAGCGUACUGAUGAUAUUGGUACCUGGGAUGCCGAUUUCCUCAAGGUCGAUCAAGGAACACUUUUUGAAUUGAUUCUUGCGGCUAAUUACUUGGAUAUUAAAGGUCUUCUCGACGUCACCUGUAAAACCGUCGCUAAUAUGAUCAAAGGUAAAACUCCAGAAGAAAUUCGCAAAACAUUCAACAUCAAGAAUGAUUUUACUCCUGCUGAAGAGGAUCAGAUUCGGAAAGAAAACGAAUGGUGUGAGGAGCGAUGAAAGAGAUAAAUGGCCGUCAACCCAUUCUUCUAUUCAUUGUAAACUUCAUUGACAGAAAUAAAAACCGCUCUUAAUUCACAAUCAUUAA
Messenger RNA from Tetranychus urticae (two-spotted spider mite), 716 nucleotides. RefSeq names its product S-phase kinase associated protein 1 SKP1-related A (gene SkpA). Gene Ontology annotation, biological process: ubiquitin-dependent protein catabolic process. NCBI's taxonomy places the organism in Eukaryota, Metazoa, Arthropoda, Arachnida, Trombidiformes, Tetranychidae. The record is from RefSeq and is a predicted model, not a curated record.